Molecule: messenger RNA, 5125 nt
Organism: Thrips palmi
Lineage: Eukaryota; Metazoa; Arthropoda; Insecta; Thysanoptera; Thripidae
Gene: Ptp61F
Product: tyrosine-protein phosphatase non-receptor type 2
Exons: 9
Coding region: 162-1646 (494 amino acids)
Biological process (GO): protein dephosphorylation
Molecular function (GO): protein tyrosine phosphatase activity
Source: RefSeq, a predicted model, not a curated record
CCCCGAAAUUGAAGACCUGUGGCUGGACGACUGAAAAGUUUGGUGGAGUGAGGAGUGGAGGUGGAGGCCGUAAGGACCGGACUGGAUGCAAAUUUUUCUGAAAAAAUUGCAAACGCAGGUCGAUUUGAGUCGAUUUGGGUGAAAUUAUGUGCUAAGUGUCAAUGACUCUCUCUAGCAUGGAAUCGGAAGCGCCGAAGAGUGCCCUUGAGACCGAAUUUUCGGACAUCGACGCCAAGGAAGCUUGGGGGGUCAUAUUUCAGCAUAUACGGUCGGAGUGCUUAAACCAUGAUUUCACUACAUGUGAGGCCAAGAAAAAGGACAAUGUGGGUUUAAACAGAUACCGUGAUGUCAUCCCCUAUGAUCACAGCCGCAUUGUCCUCAAUAGAGGACCCACUGAGUAUAUUAAUGCAAACCUGGUCAAGAUGGAAAAGGCAGGACGGCAGUACAUUCUCACUCAAGGCCCAUUACCGUCAACCACUGGGCAUUUUUGGCUUAUGAUAUGGGAGCAAAAGUGCAAAGCUAUUGUUAUGCUAAAUAAAAUUAUUGAAAAAAAGCAGAUUAAGUGUCACAUGUAUUGGCCUAGUGGAAAGCACCCUGGUGUCGAUGACACUUUGGAUUUGCCUGAUGUAGGCUUGAAAGUACAACACCUGUCAGAGACGGAAGCCUCUUAUUACAUAACAAGAGUUUUCAGGUUGACUGAAGUUGCAACUGGAGAGAGUAGGGAAGUUCUUCAAUUUCAUUACAUGACUUGGCCAGACUUCGGAGUACCUCAAAGCCCUACGGUCUUCUUACGUUUCCUUUCUGUUGUUCGUAAAAGUGGAGCUCUGGAUUCAGAUGUAGGCCCAGCAGUUGUUCACUGUUCAGCAGGAAUUGGUCGGUCAGGAACAUUUUGUUUAGUGGAUUCGUGCCUAGUCUUGAUGGAAGAAUAUGGGGCUGAUGCAGUUAAAGUAAGAGAUGUUCUUUUAGAAAUGCGACGAUACCGAAUGGGACUUGCACAGACUCCUGAUCAGUUGCGUUUCUCAUACCUUGCAAUAAUUAAGGGCCAUAGAGAUGGCCUAGAGGAUGAUGACCUGGAUAAUUCAGAAAAAGACAUUGAGCUAGAGGUGCUAGAUAAUCAUGCAGAUGAACCACCACCUCUGCCACCUCCACGAGGGGAAUCUUUGGCUAGGUCUAAUGCAUCCAGCAUAGAUUCUCAGCCAUCAUCUCCUGAAGCUGACUCAGUGUCAGAAGCUGACAGCGAUGAAUCAGAAUCCUCAACUGAGGCCCCCACCAGACCACUACCUACAGAACCAUUUAGUGAAAGUAUGCAGAGUGAUUCUGUAUCCUCUGAUCCUCCUAGCAGACCGCUUCCUGAAUUGCCAGAGCAUAUGAGCUCUUCUGAGGGGUCUCUGGAGGUCAAUUCAAAUCCUGAUAGUCCAGUGCUAAGUGAAAGUGAUGAUGGAUUACGAGAACGUCGGAAGUCGGAGAGAUCAGAUCGCAACGACCGAAUGAGGGAGAAAAUCCAAGGCAUGAAGCGCAAGCAGAAGCAGGCUGAUGAGUGGCAGCAGUUGAAGAGGUCUAUAUUCCAGCCAAUGAACAUUGGUCUCGCUAUUUUGGUCUUGGGGGGUGGGGCAUUGGUUUAUUCUUACUAUGCCAGUCGUUCUUAGGAUACAUAGGUAUUGGGUAGAUGUGGUGGAGCUGGUGACCUCAUCCCUGUACAGUUCUUAUGUACGUUGUCUUAUAUUAUUUCAACUCUUACCUUGACGAGUUGCACUGUCACCUAUUUUCAUUUAAAUCUUUAUUGCUUUUUCACUUGUUGAGCUCUGCAUUCCUGGACCCACACUUCAAUAUUUAGUGGAUUGCUGUGAUCUGCAUUUUUUGUGCUCUAAUCAUUCCCAUGUGUUUGCUGCUUUUCACUGACUGGUUCCCAUAUUCAUGUGUUAUACCUUUGGAAACGUAGGUAAUGCUGCAGACUUUAACCUUUAAUUUAUCUGAACCCUUCUGGUUAAGUUUGUUUCAAUCGAUUGAACUUAAUAUGCCAUCAAUUGAUCCAGAGUUGGGUAGCUUCUGCAUUGAGGCAGCUUUGAUCCCUAUGGCAGGAUAAGUACCUACUAAUACCAAAUUCAUCCCCACCCUCUCUCUUUCUCCCCUAUGGCUAAGCUGGCUACCAUAUUAUUAGCUGGCUAAUUUAGAGUGCCAUCACUGUAGUUUUGUAGUAUAGUUUUCAUUUUUUUAGCAAGUAACGUGCCGAGCGCAAGUAGCAUAUGUGGUUCCUUAUUUUCACAUAGUUUACACAUCUUGGUUAUGGAUGCAGUAGAUUUUUCAAGUAUUGUUGCAUGAAGCUAUCAAGCUCAACAGUCUUUGCUUUACUCCUUAUCCUAAGAAACUCCCCUUAACAGGAUCAUCUGUGCAGGCUUUAUUUCAUGCUGCUGGUACCCAAAAAUACUUGCAGAACUAAGUCUUAAGAAAGUGAAAAUAAUGUCCUAAAGGUGUUUUCUUUUCUUUUAUGAACAUUACACAUAAUUUUUACUUUCCUAAGUCUUGGUUGAUAUUGCAUAGUAGUGCCAUUUUCAAAUUUAAUUGAGUAAAAGGCAUCUUUUAUUAAAAAAAUAAUUUCUUAACACUGUUUUUGAAGCCUCAACUCAUAAAAAUCAUAAGUCUGAUGUAAUUGUAGGUAACUAUAGUAUUUGAUCUGUGGGGCUGGUUGUAAUUGUGCUGUGCUCCUCAUAUCCACCAGUAAUCCGUCACCAAACAUAUUCAUUAUUUUUGAUGCCGUAAAUUUAGCUCCCUUUUUAUUCAUUCACUAAUAUAAUCAAUUAACAAAUGUGUUUAUCAAACACUGAGUUGGAAGGGCAAAAAUCAUUGUAUCAAGAUUAUUUAUUGUACUGGAAUCUUAUUGAGCUCUUCUGAACAGAUGUCUGUAGUGAGAAUUCCUGUUAUUGCUUUCUUUUCUCUGACGGAAGGGUCUUAAACAUGUUGGAUUGGAAAUUCGUUUCAAGUCAUGGUUCCUAUUUCUUUGUUGUGGCUGACUGUUUGUCCACACCAUAUACUGCACCAUACACAUUUGAGUAGUUUUCUUGUUUUAUUGAUUGGUUCAAAAUUAAGUUUGUCCUCUGGUGCUAAGAAAGAGCCUGAUUAAUCUGAAACUUCUCAAGUCGAAGUCAUGCCUUUAACUGUCCAUGUUAAUAUGUAUUUCAAUUGUACUUUUUUGUCAAAAAUAUUUUGGGUCCUUUAGGUUUUAUGUAUCUUAGUAAGACACAAGUAAGCACCAUUGCAUUGCUUUUUUGCAUGUGGAAGACUGAUUCAAGCUUACUAUAACUACCUUAGUGAAAUUUUACUGACAAUCCAGAUAAAUAUACCUUACAAUGUAUUUUUUGAUGUCGUGGAAGUGCAUCCCAGUGUUAAAAAACAGCAAAAAGUCUGGAGAUUUCUUUCAGUAAUGUUUUUUUUUUUAAUGUGGAAUAUUAAGUAAGCAAGCGACUUAAUUUUUGAAAUUUACUUUUGUAGAUGUUUGGAAAUGUGUUCAUGAAGGUAUUAAGUAGAACUGAAAAUGCCAGAGAAACUUUUGCAAAGAGCAGGAGGAUCAUGGACUUGCUUCGAACAUUUUCUAAUUCUACGGAGUCUUAGCUGGUUUAACUUGUACUCUCUGAUUCCAUAAUCGGUUGCCUGGAAAUCUAAGGUUACCUAAAGAAAGUAACCCACUAUUUACAAAAUAGAAACAUGCAAUUUCUUUUCUUAUGGGAAAUUUGAGAUGGUAUCUCAGUCUCGGUCUGUGGACUCUGGUUUUCUCCACAACUGAUGAAUGCGGAUUAUUAUUUUUUUACCUUUUGGACCUAAUAAAAAAGGAAUAUUAAAAUAUUUUGUCUUUUUCAUCAAAUAUAUAACACCAAUGUGGUAUGUAGAAAGUAGUCUUAUAUUUUAUAAGUUCAUUCAGAAAUUCUUUGGGAAGAAUUUUUAUGAAAGGACCUUUCUGAAAAAAGAAAAUCAAAGUAACCAAGUACUACGUAUGUUAGUUAUACUUAAUGUGUCGAUUCACAAGUAUGCUAUCAACUUGAAACCAUUUGGUUUGAAACAUGCUAAUAUGCCCUAUGACUUUAAUGAAUAGACUGGAUGUUCUGUACUCUAUAGUUCAGAUAGGAACAAAGUUCUGUGAUUUGCUUGGCCAUUUUCCUAUUUGUCUUGAACUAAUGGUGCUACUUUGGCUGAAUUUUUCAUCAUGACUGGUUAUAGUUAGAUUCUCCCUCUUUCUUUGUAGGUAUUUUCCCAAUACCUAUCAGUACCAAUUUCUUUUCCUUGUUCUGUUGGAAGUCUGCCAUGUUAUAUUGGAUUAUCAUUAAACCACCUUAUGGGACUGGUCAAUAACAGUGUAGUGUCACGCUGCACGCCAGCAGACAACUUCUCUCUGAAGGGGCUGCUGCAUGUCAAUUACUAAGAAUAUGUGAGCGUACCUAUUUUGUUGAGAAUUACCAAUGCACCUGUCAGUUCUGAAAAUUGUUCUUUCUUUAGUCCUGUUCCUUUAAUAUUUUUCAUUGAUUGGGUUUGCAAAAACAUGAAUUGUGUUUCUCCCAAUUCCAUACUAUCGUUGAUUCCGUCUUUAAAGUUGUACAGCAAUCAUAUAGAGAAAUGUCACUUUGGGUAGUAAUUACUGUAAUUUUACAUUUGAAGGGAAUAUUGGGUGGACUUACCCCUGUGUAAUGCAAUCAAACACUCCCCUAUUGGCUUAUGAUUUAGCUUUACUGAUGGACGAACAGUUCCAAUUACUGUUCUUCUUCAGUUACUUUUUCUUUUUUGUGUUUGUAGUAGCAUGGGCAUGCCCCAUGCCAGACAAACCACACAAGUUUACCAAUAGUGCCAUUUUAUUAGUAGGAUCAGCUUUUCUAAUAACACAUUUCAAUGAAAGAGCUUUUCCAAUUAUAUUUUUUCCCUGACUUUCUGGUGUAGUUGAUGCUAAUUUUCAUCCUCAUUUAUCUGUUCCUAGUGUUGCUGUUAUAAUCUUAACAUAACUGUGUAUUUACGUUUUCUAUUUUUGUGUGUCUCAUAUUCAUCUAAGUAAUGUGAACAUGCAAGAUGCAAUAAACAUGUCUCAACAUACUUUUUUUUCCUUCAAAAAUACUGAAAUAAUAAAUUAGAAUAUAUUUUGGGCCUA